Messenger RNA from Lolium perenne, 1370 nucleotides. The record is from RefSeq and is a predicted model, not a curated record. Lineage: Eukaryota; Viridiplantae; Streptophyta; Magnoliopsida; Poales; Poaceae.
AUGGCCAUACCCCGUCACCCAUCCCAUAUCAGGAUACCUUUCUCGGCGCCAACUGAGACAGAGAGGAGGGCGAGGAGGGAGCAGCCUUCUACCAACCAAGGAGAACUGCCGGCGUCGCGCGUCUUCAGUCUGGUCUUCCGGCGCCCUCACGUCUUCGGUGUAUUGUCACCAGCUCAUCAUGUCGUUCUCCCAAGUCCCACCCACUUGAGACAGAGACGAGCGAGCAGCCCCGCCACCGCCCAAGAUAGAGAGAGCAGGACUGCAGAGCUACCUGUGAACCGCCGACGCCGCGGUCGAUGCAGCGCCGCCCAAGGCUAUCCCCUAAACCAAACAGCCCCUAAGAGCCUCAGUCUCGACUAUUGCAAUGUUUCGAAUGAAGCAUUCACUGACCUGAUAAUCAAGUUGCCUCUUCUCGAAGAACUUCUCAUUUCCUUAUGUCCAUUUGUUGACGGCGAUGCAUAUGAGAUCACCAGCAGAGCAUGCGCGCAACUGAAGCGUCUCAUGUUGCGCCAAGGGUCGUAUGGCGGCGAGAGAGAGGGGCCACUUGGAAUAGAGUUUAUGCACGAGCUGCGAUACCUUACUCUCGUCGGAAGUGAUAUCACGACGGAGGAGCUGGUUGCCAUCAUUGAUGGCUGCCCUCACUUGGAGCGCCUUUGUGUGCGCAACUGUUGCAACAUCGUUGUCGAUGGAGGACUGCGAGCGAAAUGUUCGAGGAUCAAGACUCUUAUUCUUCCCACUUUGCAGUGCCGCCAUAUCCAUUUUCAUCCUGAUGAUGGCAUUUUCACUGACAAGUUUGACGAUUGGAGGUCUGCUUAAAUGUGAUGGUUCAUCUUGAACGGCUGCUAGCGAUCUAUGUAUGUACUGAUCUUGCAUGGCUGUGUUUUGUCAUGUGGGAUAUGGAUGGAUGGGUUCAGGUGGUUAUUGGCACUGCUAUUCUGUGAUAUUGCUACUACAGUCCAAAUAAGGAGGCAAGGUCUCCGUUUUCUGGUGUUCCAAGAAGUUCCCAGGUGUGCGCAUGCAGUGUUCACACCUAGGUCACGAGCUACUUCAAGGUUGUGCGCUGCAUCCAGCAAUGCUCACACAACACCAUCACUAAUGCCGUGGCGUCACCCUCCUGUCCUGUGCUGUCGCAACACCAUCAUUCCUUCUGAGCCGUCCUUUUUUCUGUUCGAUUAGUAGAACAUUUUGGAAUAAAUAACCAUUCUUCAUUAAUGUACUGUACUGCCUUAUGAUUAGCAGUGGCAUGGUUCUUUUCGAUGUGUAAGCUGCGAGUGCCUUUGAUCAUUUGGACAUGUGGUUGUAUGCCUGUAAAACCUAACUGCUUGGAUGCUGAAUAGCAGAGGAGAAGAGAUUGUAUGGGUUGAUGAUUC